Messenger RNA from Fomitopsis serialis, 6393 nucleotides. RefSeq names its product CHAT domain-containing protein. Lineage: Eukaryota; Fungi; Basidiomycota; Agaricomycetes; Polyporales; Fomitopsidaceae. The transcript is spliced from 25 exons. Gene Ontology annotation, molecular function: protein binding. The record is from RefSeq and is a predicted model, not a curated record. The coding region runs from base 236 to 5968 and encodes 1910 amino acids.
CUUCGGUGAGAGAACGCACACAUGUACGUCAAGGUACUAUUACUUAGUAGGGGACCCUGCGGCCCCAGAGCAAAGCGGCGGUAGCGAAGCCGACCCCGCCCCCCGUCCCUCAGGCGCGAGUGCAUGCGUGCGUGCAUCCGGGUCCUUGUCCUGCGUGUCGGUCCCUGUCUCGGUCCCUGUCUCAGUUCCGUAUGCGGGCCUGUGGUGUGGUGUGGUGUGGUCGUAGUAGCUCGGGAUGUCGAGACAUGGGAAGCUCGGUGUUGGGGAUGGGGAUGGGGAUGGGGUCUUGGACGGACGUGGGGUGCUGGACGUGGGGAGUUCUGGGGCCGAGUCGUCUGGGAGGGUGGACGACGGGGCGGAGGGUGGCUGGGGUGACGGGCGGAUGACGGAGGGAGGCGAAGGCGCGACGAAGGGUGGAUGCGGCGGGGGCGCGGCGGAGAUGGGGGACGAGGACCGGCCCUGUCCGGGUCGCUGUCCGGGCGAGGGGCCCGCUGGGCCUGGGACGGGCGCGGGAGACUUGGGCGGUCGGCGACGCUGGGUGGCUUUUGGAUUCGGAGGGCCGUUCUUUGCGGACUCGGACUCGGACUCGGACUCGGACUCGGAGGAGUGUGGAGUUGUAGGCGCGGAGAUUGCGAACGGGGCAGAGGAGAUGAUGCUGUUUGCAGUGAAAGCGGGAAGCGCAUGGCAUGCUAGCUCGAGGGACUCGGAGACGGGUUGGGAUGGGGACGAAGCCUGUUCAGCGGGGCAGCAAAAUGUUUGCAGUCAAAACGGGUCUGAGCAGAAACAUCACGAUGAAGUACGAAAGACGUUGCGCAAUGUGAGACGCAUAUCAGUAAAAUCCAUAUCGAAGGGCGGCGUGUGUAGUACUAUGCCUGGAGAACGUCUCCGUUGCGAGCAAGGCCCAAUCGCGAGUUUGAACCAUCUCGGGCGCGCCACGUUACGCGGGUAUACGCCCUCGUACUGGACACGCGAUGGAUGGUUCCUCCUCGCUUCGCAGCAUGUUGUUACUAACACGGCUAUGCACCGCGAAGGAAGCGGGAGGAAGGGACCAGCUGCAGCGGACGAGCGGCGCGAUUUCGCCGACCGAUUAGGAGGCAAUGAUCGUCGAAAGCGUUCCGUCUACCGCGGUGUUGCUAACGAUGUUUCAUGCACUGUAUGCGUGGCAAAUACGUGCUCAGCGACCAGAACUGAGACUACCCCUGGUCUUGCUGCAUCUCCCGACGAAUGUCAAAGUACCAGGCAGGAAGCCUUUGUUGUCCGACCACGACGUCUGACGCUCGACGAAGACUGCUUCGGCGCCACACGUGCGAUUACUCGCCCAAUCGGAACCGCCGGUCAUGGCGCACAGCACGGUUUGAACCACACGACAGCUGUCCUGCGGCCAGAUCGCGCGCCGGCAACGCAGCAUCGAUGGAUAUUCGGCGUUCAGAUGAUUUCAGUGACAUGCUGGUGCGCAGGAGCAUCUUCGGUACACCCGUCAUUCGCGGUGCAAACUACGACCUGUCGGUGUACAAUGGGCGGGGUCCGAUUCUUGACGCUGAACCACCGUGACGGCGCUUGGAAGCAGCGUCCGGAAUGCGUUCGCGCACAGACUGUGUUGCGUUGGUGGAACGCACGACUGGCCGCCGCUCGCGCGGCAAUGCUGUCGGCAAACACCACCACACAAGAUCCUCGUAUAUAUGAGCGACUGGACCCGGGAACCAUAGUAGCAGCAUGCCAGAUAUUGAGAAGAACAAAACAGCACCUCGAGGAAGAUCCACAGCUUUCUCAUCUAAGCAUGGAUUUCCAAGUCAACUGCCAACUUGUCUCAGAUAUUGAGUUCUUCACCUCAAGAGCUAUUGCUUGGCUAAAGCAGAGCCCAAUUGCUUCAAUAUGGGCACAAUGUCAGACAGACAAUGCCAGAGCUCACUCAGUGUGUGGUGCUGCCUAUUGUAGCAUUGGGGAGUUUGAGAUGACCAGGGAUAUUCAAACCCUCAAUAAAGGCAUCAGGCUCUACACAGAUGCCAUUGUCCUGUUUGGUCAAACUGAGGUUCCUGCUGCAUGUCACAUGAGUUUAGGACAUGGAUACCAUCUCAGAUACAAGGAGUCAAAUGAAAGGUCUGACCUUGAAAAGUCUUGUUUUUUCAAGCAGCAGGGAGUGAAUUCUACUCCCAUAGAUGAUGGAAGUAGGCCAGCUGUUCUGGCAAGCUUGGCUACUUCUUACCAGUCCUGUUUUGACAACUCAAAGACUUUAUCAGACAUAGACAAAGUCAUUGCUUCACUCAAAAAGGCCAUUGAGAUAUCCUCACAGGAAUUUGGCUAUCUGACCAACCUUGGUGGUGCAUAUUGUCAGUGUUAUUUGACCAGUCACAUGCUUCCUGACCUCCAAGAUGCAAUUGAGUCAUUAGAAAAAGGCAUCUCAAUUGCUCCCAAAGGGUAUAUUCAUCUCUAUGCUUUGUGGAAAACCCUUGCUGAGGCAUAUCAAGAACUGUUUGAGAGUACUCACAAUCAAAUGCAUGGGCUGGAAGUUAUCAAAGCCUGUCAGAAGGCACUCUCUGUGAAGUAUCCAGACAGGUUUGGAUGCUUGACAGACAUUGUUCUUGCCUCAAUGGUGGAUGCUACACCACAGCACAAAUGGUUAAAUAUCAAUGAACUUGUGAAUGCACUUCAAGGAACUUUGGACAUCACAACUCUGUAUGAUGUUCACCUUUGGUUUCUGAGUAAAAUAUUCUUGAAACUCUACAACCUUGAGGGAGAUUUAGCAUAUAUUGUGAUGGCUAUCCCAGUGUUCAAGAAAUUGGUUGAGCUCUGCACAUCAUCAACUCUUAGAGUAGACAUUAUUGUCAACCUAGCAUAUGCCUAUCAGGCUCAGUUCCUUCAGUUACAUGCACUCUCAGACAUUGAAGAGGCUAUCACCUUGCUGUUGGAAGCCUCAGAAUCUACAUAUGACAGAUAUCACAGCUUGCACAAUUUAGGAAAUGCUUACAGUGCCCGCUAUCGCCUUCUAAGGGAGCAACCAGAUAUUGAACAUGCUAUCCUUGCCCUUCGGGAAGCUGCUGAUCUAAUACCAGCCAGUCAUCUAGAUAGGCCACUUUACUUGGAUAAUCUGGGUGCUGCAUACAUGACUCAGUUUGAGCAUGAUAAAAAGAAACAUAUCAUAGACCAAGCAAUAUCCACUAAAGAGAAGGCAUUACAGAUCCCCUUCAUCACUGAGCCAAGAAGAUAUGAUGUGCUCUGCUCUCUUGGAGGUGCAUACAGUGUCAGAUUUAAGACAUUCCAGGAUCCUUCUGAUAUAUCUAAGGCUAUCACAUUGCAAGAAACUGUGAUUGAUCACUUUCCAGAUAUAAAUAUGUGGAAGCCUGGUUGGCUUAACAAUCUGGGCCAGUCCUAUUAUCUGAGAUUCAGACUCAAUAACCACCCAUCAGACCUGGUCCAGGCACUAAGAAGGGUUGAGCAAGCAGUCCAAUUGACACCUAGGGACCAUGCACACUUGGCACAUAGGCUCAUGGCUCUGGGUAUUCUGACCCUGAAUUUACCAUCUCCUGCUUCAGGUACAACAGUGCAAAAGUCUAUCCAAUGUUUCAGAGAAGCAACAUACUGUCAUACAGCAGCACCAAGUAUAAGGGUGCAGUCUGCUCUUUGCUGGGCUCAAUGUGCUUUUCUACAAGGAGAAGAAUUAUAUCCUGAGGUUGUCCAGGCAUUCACAGUGAUGUUCAGCCUUUUACCUAGUGCUGUAUGGCUAGGACAGACCAUUCAAGGACAAUAUGCUCAACUUACACAAUAUAGCUUGGAUGAUGUGGCUGGUACUGCUGCAAUGGUUGCCAUUGUCAUGAGAAAUCUUACUCAAGCAGUUGAAUGGAUUGAACAGGGAAGAUCAAUUGUGUGGAACAGGCUAUUACAGCUGAGAUCUCCUUUAGAUGAUUUAUUCAAGGCAGAUGAGUAUCUGGCAAAUGAGCUCAAGAUGGUUGCUAGGCAAAUGGAACAUCAUGCACAAGAAUUGCCUGGCUUCAAACAUUUCCUAAAGCCAAUGCCCUUCACUGGAUUGUUGGAUGUGGCCAAGCAGUGCCCACUGAUCAUGCUCUCUAUGAUGAUUAGUGACCAUGCAUCUGUAUGUGAUGCUCUGGUGCUCAUGCCUGAUAACAAAGAUGUCAAGCAUGUAUCUCUCACAGCAAUGACAUGGGGCAUCAUAGAUAACCUCUGCAUAUCCAUGAGUAAUGUAGCUAACACCCAUGCUGCCCAAGGGUCAGCAGAUGCAACUGUAGAUCAGAGGCUUGCAUCUCUGAAGCCUGUUAGAAAUUGUCAGAAUCAAUCAUUCCAUGAUAUUCUCAAGGUCCUCUGGACUCAUGUUGUGUUACCAAUCCUGCAAGCACUUGCUGUUUCAAUUUCACCACAGAGCCAAUUGCCACAUUUUUGGUGGUGUGUUAGUGGCCCUCUUGCAUUCCUUCCAAUUCAUGCUGCAGGAGACUACUCCCAAAGUGAACCAGGCCAUAAGAUAUCUGACUAUAUCAUUUCAUCUUACACACCCACCCUGUCAGCAUUGCUCAUGGCUAGGCAGAAGAAGGUCAACAAUAACCCACACCUAUUGGGUAUUUGCCAGGCUGAGAAUGAUAGGGCUCACAAUCUUCCAUAUGUCAAAGAGGAAUGGAUGCACAUCCAGCAAUUGGCUCUAGACAGUGAUAUUCCUACAGCCAACUGGGUGCAUUUUGCUUGUCAUGCCUCACAGGAUACCCUAAGGCCCACUGACAGUGCAUUCAUCCUGAAUGAUAAUGACUUGAGGCUUAUCACAUUGAUGCAAGUGAAAUUGCCAAAUGCAGACUUUGCAUUCCUAUCAGCUUGCCAAACUGCUGCUGGGGACCCAAAGUUAUCCAACCAAGCAGUGCACUUAGCUGCUGGGAUGCUGUAUGCUGGGUUCAGGAGUGUCAUUGCCACUAUGUGGUCCAUAAAUGACUGUGAUGGUCCUGAGGUUGCCAAAGAGGUCUACUCUCACUUGCUAGCAACCAAGGACAGUACCCAGGCUGCAUAUGCUCUUCAUCAUGCUAUGCAAAAACUGAGGAUCAAGCCAGAGUACAACAACCUCAAGGAUUCUUCAUUCCUUGCUUGGAUAGCACUUCAUUUGGCUGGGAGCAUUGAACAUUUCAACAGUCCAUCCAGAAGCUUGCUAGCAAAGCUCAAGACGGUCUGUUCACAGAAGAGUGUGAGACGACUCGCAAGCCAGUGGACGAGAGACGAGGACUGCUCGCGCUUCAACCCUAUCCCGACCCGGACCCAGGACUCGAUACAGCUGCAGCGUGACUUCAAAUGCAGCCUUACCGUCCCGAGCGCGCGUCCUCAAAGCUCCCUCGGAGCCGAGGCCGGUCUUUAUGGUCGUCAGGACGAGCUUCAUAGUCGUCUCAAACGCAUUCUUUGGCUUUGUCUAGAGACCGAGUCAUCCUCGAACCUGAAGGCCAUGUUGAAUUCAUAUUCGAGACUGAAUGCCUUCUUCAAUGUCGUCUCGAUGUGGACCUUGCGCGUCGCAUCAAGUCCCCGCAGACUACUAUGCAGUCGGCUCGAGGCGCGAGGCAAUCCUCGGGGUCGCCUCGAGGCCGAUCGUUUGAGUAGUCGAGGACCAUCGUCUCGAGGCCAAGGGCUGUCUUCAGAGCCAUCACGAGGACGAGGUUACCUCGCGGGCGACCCUCAGGAUCGGUUCGAUCGACUCACAUACAUCUUCGGAGUCGGCUCGAGUACCGUCCUCAGAGUCGUCAACUCGGCGAACCAUCUUCAGCUCGUUUCAAGGGCGAAGGCCCAAGACCGCGCGCAAUCUUCGGUGUCGUCUCGUCUCGAGGAUCAGAUCAUCUUCAAAGUUGAUCUGACGACGAAACUCCGAGUCAUCUCGAGAGUCGUCUUCAGCGUUGUCUACAGGACCAUCUCCGGAGUGGUUUUGAAGACCAUCUUCCAAUUCACCUCGACAUCUUCCGAGUCGUCUCUAGAGAAACUUCAGGGUCGUCCCUAGGAGCAUCUUCAGGGUCGUCUCGAGGACCGUCUUCAGCGCCAUCACGAGGAUGAACGGACGACGGCUCGACGAGUCUCGCACGGCGAGUCGCGUUCCUGCGCAGUGGAAGGCGGAUGAGGGCUUCGGCAUCUCGCGGGGCGAGUGUAGACCUCUGGCGUGACUGGUGGAUGGUGAUCGGUGACCGGUAGGUGGAUGGUAGAUGGGCGUGGUUGACAGAUGGUGAGUGUAGUGUGAGAGGUAAUGGACGGGCGUGGUCCGUGCUCGGCAGUCGGUGGCCGAUGCUCGGUGGAUCCGUAGCCAAGGGCCACGGAGGUCUGUCGUAAGUUAGCUGUGGGCUUGCAAGACGUUGCGACGAAGGAAGGACAAGAAGACGCGGCGGACGUGGGUGCGAAGAGUGUGGGUGCGGAGAGACGCGAGGAGAUGGG